Messenger RNA from Symbiodinium sp. CCMP2592, 1242 nucleotides. The record is from the annotation of a GenBank genome assembly. NCBI's taxonomy places the organism in Eukaryota, Dinophyceae, Suessiales, Symbiodiniaceae.
AUGGCCCUGCGAUGGCUUGCGGCCGCCGCCCUCCCUGCUGCCGCCGCGGCCGCUGCAUCCUGCGCGGCCGAGGGCGGCAACCAGACGGUGAACAUCACCUUCUUCAGCAGGCAGAACAAGAAGAAGCGGCAAACUCUGCAUCAACUCUCUGAAGUUCAGGACAUCCAGGUCUUCGAGAAGGACGCCUGGGCCUCUCCCGAGCUCCUCAAGGAGCCGAUGGUCGUCCUGCGCUCUGCAGAACUCCGCAGCACAAGCCAGGUGGUCGCCGCACAGCUCCGGACCGUCUUAGACGAGGUCGCCCUGGAGCCGGGUGAGCUGGUGGACAUGCUCGAGGAGAACUUCAAGAAGUUCUUCGACCCCGAAACCGAGCAGCUUUACACCGGGCGCAAGCGGCAGAAAACGAAGCCCAUAAUGUGGAUGCUGAAAGUCAUCCUCCAGCCCUUGAUGGAAGAGGUAAAGGCGGCGCUCGCCCAGAGCCUCUUCCCUUGCAAUGCGAGCAUGAUCCACUGCGGGAUCUGGGACUGGUACCUGCGGGGCUAUGCCAACGAGGUGCGAAAGCACCAAGAGCUGGAGUGGCAGGAGGACCCUUCGAACUACUUCGGGGGCAUGCACGUCGAUGGCAAGCUCAUGCUUGGCGAUUCAAGCAGGGAAGCCGAAGACAUCUGGGGCAUCAGCCAGCCCAACACCACGCUGAACACGCCCGGCGCUGGCUGGUGGAACAUCUGGGUGCUGCUGAGUCCAGAGAUCGGGAAGCAGACGUUGGUGCUGCUGGAUCCCAGGACGUGGAAUGUGACUGCCUUCCUGGAGCACGACCGGCCGUUCGUCUGGCCGGAGCGCGACCUGAAAGACCUGAAGGCGCAGCCCUGGAAGGCGCCCCUCUCGAUGCAGAUGGGCGACCUCCUGGCUUUUCACAGCUUCGAGGUCGCCCAUGGAGCCGGGCAGCUCACGGACGUUGACAGCGACGCGGUCCGCCUCAGCCUCGAUGCACGCUGCCACUGCGCGGAAUUUUCCAACCGGCCGGUUCGAACCCGCCGGGGCGAGAUUUGUGCUCCGGUCUGGUUCUACGGAGGGCAAGCUCAACAUGGCUGCCAGAGGAUCGGCUCCGACGAGCCCUGGUGCGUCAUCUACAGACAGGCCGACGAGGCGGGGGCAGGCUGCAUUCUGAAGAAUGACACGCUCUGCGCCUACCCUUGUGAUGCCGAAGAAGAAUGCUCGCUCCAGUCCUUCGAUUACUGCGGAUGA